Molecule: messenger RNA, 806 nt
Organism: Aspergillus vadensis CBS 113365
Lineage: Eukaryota; Fungi; Ascomycota; Eurotiomycetes; Eurotiales; Aspergillaceae
Product: V-type proton ATPase proteolipid subunit
Exons: 6
Coding region: 45-539 (164 amino acids)
Biological process (GO): proton transmembrane transport
Cellular component (GO): proton-transporting V-type ATPase, V0 domain
Molecular function (GO): proton-transporting ATPase activity, rotational mechanism
Source: RefSeq, a predicted model, not a curated record
UAUACAGCAGCCUAGCGCCCAGAACAAGGGAAAGGCAAGGAACGAUGCUAUCGGAGUACUGUCCCAGCUAUGGACCUCUCUUCGGAGUCCUUGGAUGUACAAGCGCCAUUGUAUUCACGAGCAUCGGGGCAGCCUACGGAACCGCAAAGGCCGGGGUGGGCGUUUGCUCAUCGGGCGUCCUGCGGCCGGAUUUGAUCGUCAAAAACAUCGUUCCCAUCGUUAUGGCCGGUAUCCUAGGCAUAUACGGCCUGGUGGUUUCAGUACUGAUUGCCAACAACCUCGCGCAGGAGAUGGCUCUGUACACGAGUCUGCUUCAGCUGGGUGCCGGUCUGGCGGUUGGGCUUUGUGGUCUGGCUGCUGGGUUUGCAAUUGGAACUGUAGGCGAUGCAGGGGUCAGAGAAACCACGCAGCAGUCGAGGCUUUAUGUGGGCAUGAUUCUUAUUUUAAUCUUUGCUGAGGUCUUGGGAUUGUACGGCUUGAUUGUCGCGCUGUUGAUGAACUCCAGGGCAGGCGUUGUCGACUUCACGUGCAGUGGCUGAUUCUUCAAGAUUCAAUGUGGCACGCUGGAUCUGUGGGUACAAGGUUGUGCAUGUAUCCCAGUACUCCACCGUUCGAUCAGUGGUGAAAUUUCUGGGCAUGAUCCGGUUGCUCUCUUAGUUCGUGAUCGAGCAUCCACAUAUACCCUGCGUGCUGGGCAGGCAUUACUUGCACCUCCAGAUGUCCUCAUACAAGGACUUCCAUUCUACACAGCAUAUGGGUUUUUGUCUGCUAGAAAACGUAGAAAAUGUCUACCAGUGACUUCACCA